AUGGCCAGGGGCUCGAAAGCCGUCAGAAAAGGUCAGCUCGGUUCUCCCCUCUCUUGCUCUGAGUCUUGUACCGAAAACUGCACUAGAGGGCACUCAGUCCCUGCCCGGGUCUUGUUGAGCCAGAUUGGGAACAAGUUUCAGCAGCGAGACAUUCUGUCGCUCAUGAUUUCUGAGCAUCCAGCAUGCGGAACCUGUAGAAAGAAGUGCCGCAAGUGUGACCGCGCGCGCCCUGUCUGCAAUCGAUGCAAGUCAAAGGGCUUACACUGUGAGGGCUACCCUCCUCGAUUCCAAUUCUGUGAAUCAUUACAGACGCACAGUUUGAUGACCGCUGGCGAUGAGCGGGACCCAGAAGCGGAGCAAGAGCGCGUUCAGCCUGAUGUCCUACCCACCAACGAGCUUACUCCGACCCAAAACCUGAGCUCACCAACAUCGACUCCAAGUUCACUUUCUUCAGAUCACCCAAGCCAAAGCCGCCGCCUCCUCCAGACUUUGUCACAAGGUGCUUCUCCAGCCUCGCCCCAAGAUCGAUCUCUUGGCGCACCGUCACCGGCGACAAUCACCGGGCACCCUGUCGACGAUCUACUGCUCACGAGUAACAGCCAGAAAUUGCUUGUUUACUUCGACAGAGAGCUGAGCCAUCAUCUAACAAUUGUCGUUGAAGGCGUGGACAACCCGUUCCGCGUACAUGUCCUCCCACUGGCCUACAAUCACACAGGUGUUCUCCAUGCAGUCCUGGGACUUACCGCGUGCCAUCUGCACCUAUCACCAUCAGGUGCUAACCAGGUUGACAUGGCCACUGCCUUACAACACCGUGUUGCUGCAUUGAACGGUCUAAGCUCCCUUUUAAUCAAGGAAGAAAUCUACGGACUUACAGAAGCUGAAGAAGAGGCUGCACUAGCAAUAAUCUUCCUUUUGGUACUUCAUGAUGUAAGCUCCAAGACCCAUUUCAAGUUUCUCCGCAGCGCGAGUCUCGUUGGCUAA
Molecule: messenger RNA, 981 nt
Organism: Colletotrichum paranaense
Lineage: Eukaryota; Fungi; Ascomycota; Sordariomycetes; Glomerellales; Glomerellaceae
Exons: 3
Coding region: 1-981 (326 amino acids)
Biological process (GO): positive regulation of transcription by RNA polymerase II
Cellular component (GO): nucleus
Molecular function (GO): transcription cis-regulatory region binding; DNA-binding transcription factor activity, RNA polymerase II-specific; zinc ion binding
Source: RefSeq, a predicted model, not a curated record